UUGACUUCCGGAGCCACGACGACAGCGAAGAGUGACAGUUGUUAUGUCCACAAGGCAGCUCUCUGCAGUGACGUCUCUGUCUCUACACCGGGCGGGAUAUCCGGAGUUGUAAGAUAGCUAAUAACAUGGCGAAGACUUACGAUUACUUGUUUAAACUACUUUUAAUUGGCGAUUCAGGUGUCGGAAAGACCUGUGUGCUAUUUAGAUUUUCAGAAGAUGCCUUCAACUCAACAUUUAUCUCCACUAUAGGUAUUGACUUCAAGAUCAGAACAAUAGAAUUAGAUGGGAAGAAGAUCAAGCUACAGAUAUGGGAUACAGCAGGACAGGAGAGGUUCAGGACCAUCACAACAGCCUACUACAGAGGAGCCAUGGGAAUCAUGUUAGUGUAUGACAUUACCAACGAGAAGUCCUUUGAUAACAUUAAGAACUGGAUACGGAAUAUAGAAGAGCAUGCUUCAGCAGACGUGGAAAGGAUGGUCCUUGGAAACAAAUGUGAUGUCAAUGACAAGCGGCAAGUGUCCAAGGAAAGAGGAGAGAAGCUGGCACUGGAGUACGGUAUCAAGUUCAUGGAGACCAGUGCGAAGGCGAACAUCAACGUGGAAAAUGCCUUCUUAACCCUCGCCAGAGACAUCAAAGCGAAGAUGGACAAGAAGCUGGAGGGCAACAACCCACAGGGCAGCAGUCAAGGGGUAAAGAUCACAGAACAGCCCAAGAAGAGCAGUUUCUUCCGCUGCAUGCUACUGUGAGAAGACAGGAGUUUCAGCAUCCACCGUCGCCUUAACUGUGUCCCCCACUGGACAGAACUGGACAGCACACACUCUGAUCUGUCUCUCAUCUUCCUCAUUCUUUUUCUGAAUGCUUGUCCGUUAGGGAAAACAAAGCUUAAUCGCUCCCAUGGUUUGCCACCGACCUUUCCUUGACACCUGUGGAUCUAACUGCUGUGGCCUCCUUUACAUGCGUUACCUUUUUUUUUUUUAUGUUACUCCUUAGAUUGACAGUUUCAACUUAAAUUUUAUUGACUUUUAAAGACUGGCUCACUGUAAGACCCUAAGAACAAUCAAACCUUUACUGCCCAUUAGCUUUUUUUUUUUACUUGGGUUGUUUAUAUUUACAUUAAUGUCUGAUGCCUACUUUUUUUUGUCACCUGUCGUCACUCCAUGAAGUCUUUAGUGAGUCCUCAUCGCUAAAAGUAGCCCAAAUUCUACUUCCAGAACAGGUCUGUUAGUCCAAUGGCCUUUCUGAUUUUUGAUAAACUUAACCUGGUGAAUUAUGUGACCUACUGUAUGUCUCCAAGGUGAGUCCCACUUGAACAGUCCCAUUUCAGUGUGGUUUAUUUGAACUACAUUUGUGUACUGAUUGGCUGGCCUAGAUUUUUUUAUAUUCACAUUGGGUAAAUGCAACAUGUAAAUAUAUCAUUGAGUAUAGAAUUUAUCAUAUUAAAUGGCAGCACUGGUGCAUUUUUACUCAACAGUGGGAUUUACAGAUCCUCUGCCUUCCUUUUCUACUCAUGUCUGUUGAUUUCUUAGGCUGAAACAUUCCAUAUAUUCUUUCUCUGUACACCUUACUGUGCAAUGUAGUAUAUUUAGAACCCAGAUUUGUCUGACUUAAGUAUUCACAUGGUCAUACUAAGGCUGAGUUCUUGUAGGGGCACACAGAUUCCCUUUGUAGUUGCUGUCCUCUUCAUUUUAGGUAUUGCUAUUUAUUCUUAGGAACAACAUCAACAGGUUGGACUAGCAAUACCCAACCCUAAUACCUGGAGACAACACAGUUACAUUGCAGUGGCACAGAAGGAAUCGCAGUCAUGGUAAAAUCAUUGUUGUAUGCAUCUGUAUUUCUUCCAGUUGUCAGUUCCAAUGGGGAAACAUGUACACAACUGUCUUUGGGGCCCUGGAUAGGGGCUGUGCUGUAGCAGUAUUUAUGGAGUGAA
Messenger RNA from Monopterus albus (swamp eel), 1927 nucleotides. Its product is annotated as ras-related protein Rab-8A. The transcript is spliced from 8 exons. Bases 126 to 746 code for a protein of 206 amino acids. Gene Ontology annotation, molecular function: GTP binding; GTPase activity. The record is from RefSeq and is a predicted model, not a curated record. NCBI's taxonomy places the organism in Eukaryota, Metazoa, Chordata, Actinopteri, Synbranchiformes, Synbranchidae.